AUGUCAGAAGCCGAAAAUUCAUUCAGACAACAAUUCUCUAGUUGGACAACUAGAACCACCGGUGGCGGAGCUCAAACAUCAAGUGGAUUCCCAGCAUUAUCAGAAUGGUCAGAUUAUGUCAAAACAGGAGCCAAUGACUUAUACACUUCCCUUCCCACCUAUAACGGCGGAGCUACUGCCACGGAAGAACCGUCAUGGUUCAAGCUUUCAAGAUUCGAAAAGCUUUUGGGGUUUUUAUGUUGUCUUGGAGGUUCAUUGCUUUGCUUUGUAGUAUGUUUCUUCCUUUUCCCUGUACUUGCAUUGAAACCUAGAAAAUUUGGUUUAUUAUGGUCAUUGGGAUCAUUGUUAUUUGUAUGUUCAUUUGGAAUACUUCAGGGACCUUAUUCUUACACUCGUCAUUUGAUAUCACUGGACAGAAUCAUCUUCACCAGUGUCUUUUUUGGGUCUGUAUUAUCCACCAUAUAUUGUCUGGUAGUCCUUAAAAGUACAAUUUUAACUAUCUUGGCUAGUGUGGUUGAAAUAUUUGCAGUUGCUUAUUAUACCCUUAGUUAUUUCCCAUUUGGAGCUCAGACAGUUACUUGGUUUAGCAGCUAUUUCAUUGGAUAUAUCGGGGGAUUCAUAGGAGGAAUAUUCUAA
Molecule: messenger RNA, 636 nt
Organism: [Candida] anglica
Lineage: Eukaryota; Fungi; Ascomycota; Pichiomycetes; Serinales; Debaryomycetaceae
Source: the annotation of a GenBank genome assembly